AUGUCAGUCGGCGGGCCUUGUCUCUGGUUGCCCUCUUUAUCUUCCCCAGUGCCUUCGCCCCUGUCAGCAGUGUCAUCUCAUCUCUCCUCAGCCCGAAAUAGUGACCGGUUCUCGUUGGGGCCCCGGACUAUCUCGCCCCGGUUGUCGGUGCAGAAGAAGGAGGAGCCGAGCGUUCCCGUUGCUGCUCCUCGGUUUGCUGAGAUGCAAUCGACGGAAUACAAGGCGGAAGACGCUUUGCCUCACGCGGGAGCACAGCCGUCCGGUAUGGCUGCUUCGGGAUCGUUUGCGAGGAGUGAAACCUCAUCGCGGGAUACCAUCAACCGCAGGUUGGAAGCGGCGAAACAGGACAUGUUGCCACGCGUCAAGUUGCAGAUUCCUAGUUUAGACCAGCGGGUCUUCUCGACGAUUCAGCCCCUGGUCGGGCAGGGUGGUCACUCUGAAGAGACGGGUGUUUCAUCUUUUGCGGGUUCCCACGAUCCGAGAGACGAUCAUGGGCCCGAGUCGACAGUGAGCCCUGAUGACGACAAGGACAUGAUGGGAAGCGACGAUAACAAUAGAUCGCCCUCGAUGGAAAAAAAGAAGAUGAGACGAUUCCGCCUAACACAUAACCAAACCCGAUUCUUGAUGAGCGAGUUCACUCGCCAGGCACACCCUGACGCUGCUCAUCGAGAGCGUCUGUCCAAGGAAAUCCCAGGGUUGACACCUCGUCAGGUCCAAGUCUGGUUCCAAAACAGGCGAGCCAAGCUCAAGCGUCUGACUACAAAUGAUCGCGAGAGAAUGCUGAAGUCACGGGCCCUUCCCGACGACUUCGAUACGACCAAAGUCCUUCGGACACCGUUCGAAGGCAAGUCCACAGGCGUCACGCCCGUGGCAUCACCACAAGGCUACACAACCCCGAACCCAGACUAUGGAGCAUUGAGGACGCUGCGUACAGAACGAUUCCCCCGUUCAAAUGAAGACGAGUAUCUCGUCUCACCCCUCAGCUCGGCCACAUCAGGUCCCUACAUGUCAUCCGCAGGACAAGGACAGAUGUUCCGCCCGGCAGCGUCUGCAUCUGCAUCCGAUCUACAUCGAAACCUGCGCAGUGACUACUCCAUCACCAGGUCCAGCAGUUUAUCCGAUGCAUCGGCCCAUCCUUCGCCGUAUGCAGGGUACGGGAUGCCCAAUCGGUUUGCUGCCAACCAACCCGGCAUGCCCUACAUGGGUCGACCGAUGGAGUACGCCGUUCCCCGACACCCCGGCAUGGGAUAUGAGCAGCAUCAAUCAUUCGAGGGCUCCGUAUCACCAACGGACUCUCACAUCGGCUACGACAUGAACACACUAGGCUCCCAACAACCAAACUACAACCUGGGCAUGGCUUCGCAACUACCAGCCCAAGGCCGUCCCUUGGCUAUGCAGAACCUGCCCAUCUCUGCCGCGCCAGAUUAUCGCCAGUAUGCCUACGAUACCACCGCAGCCCCUAUGGGCACAAUCCCCUAUACACAAGCCAACGCUUCGAAUCUGAGCCUCCCGACCUCCUUCGGCACGGACUCCAAAUUCGGGAACCCGCCGUACAACUACGCCAACUAUAUCCAGCAGUAA
Molecule: messenger RNA, 1581 nt
Organism: Penicillium olsonii
Lineage: Eukaryota; Fungi; Ascomycota; Eurotiomycetes; Eurotiales; Aspergillaceae
Source: the annotation of a GenBank genome assembly